Messenger RNA from Mercurialis annua (annual mercury), 2182 nucleotides. Its product is annotated as CASP-like protein 5A1. Gene Ontology annotation, cellular component: membrane. Bases 207 to 743 code for a protein of 178 amino acids. NCBI's taxonomy places the organism in Eukaryota, Viridiplantae, Streptophyta, Magnoliopsida, Malpighiales, Euphorbiaceae. The record is from RefSeq and is a predicted model, not a curated record. The transcript has 5 exons.
GACGGACACCAAGUCAGUCAGUGCACAGCUUUCUUUUCACUAACUGUAACAGUUCAGCUGAUUGAUUAUCAUUUAUCAUCGUUUAUGUCCGAAAAUUCUACAAUCAAUCACCAAAAUUUCUCUCUGUCAUAAAAAAUUUCACCACCCAAUUCCCACUUUCCUAUUUGAAUGAACCAAGUUUAAAUAGUUUCUUCUCUGUGACUGUGAUGAACGGCAGCCGGCCAACGGUCCAUCCGGUGGAGGCGCCGCCGUUAACCGACGGGCUACAGAAUGGGCCAAGAACGAGGAUGAAAGAAGUGCAAGGAAUGUCCGGGACAAAAGGUGGCCUCGCUCUUCGGAUUGCUCAAUCUUUUUUUGGUGUUGUUUCUGUCUGUGUCAUGGUUAGCGCCGCUGAUUUUCGGUCUGUUACAGCGUUUUGUUAUCUGGUGAUCGCUGUUAGUUUACAAACAUUUUGGAGCUUGUCACUGGCUGUUAUGGAUUUGUAUGCUCUUUUGGUGGGAAGAACUCUUCGAAAACGCGUAAUUCUUUGCCUUUUUGCCACUGGUGAUGGGAUCACAUCCACCCUUACAUUUUCAGCUGCCUGUGCAUCUGCCGGAAUUACUGUCCUUGUCGGGAAUGAUCUAAAUAGAUGCUCUGUUAAUCAUUGCACCCAGUUUGAAACUGCUACAACCAUGGCUUUUAUGUGUUGGUUUGCUACAACACCAUCUUUUCUUAUCAAUUUUUGGUCUUUAGCUACACAAUAACAAUUGGGUGGACAAAUCUGUAGUCACAGAGAUAGUUUGUUUUGCAAUCUUUCUUUGUGAUGCUCCAUAGAGAUUUGAUAGUAGAAACUGUGUAGAUGGAUAGGUUUUGUUUCCAUUAUCGGAGCUUCAGUUUUGAGAUCAUCUGUUGAAGUACAAUACUUCUUUCCUCAAUGAUAUAAAUUGCAUUUGGUCUCUUAGAAAUUGGCAUAACCUUUUUUAUCCGGUUUGUUCAGAGUUCAGACAAUAUUCUUGUGCAUUUUCAUUUGAUAUUUGAUCAUUUAAGUUGAUUAUUGUGACAGCUGCUGUAUAAAUGAAAAGCUUGCAAGAAGAGUUUUGUAUAUUACAAUUUAGUCAUUUAAACUGAGAGUGAUAUACCUUAUGUUGCACGGAAACAAAAACAUUGAAACUCGAAACAAUAUGUUUUACAAGAAUAUAUAUGUAAAAAAUCUGCAGUUUCAGAGGUAUUUCGACGGGACUAGAGAAGUUUCCGUGCAAUUUCCUUCCUAUAAUCCUAUCCAUUAAACAGAAUUCAAUUUUGAAGUUUCCUUAUUGAAGUUCUAAACCUUUAUCCACUGGCAGCUCACGUUUUCAAUGAAUAAUUUGCAUAUAUGUUAAGUAAUUGUUUCUUAAUUCUUCUUUUUAAUAUUUAUUUUCGUGGUGCGGAAAGUAGUUAUAACCGUUAAUGAAGCUUUAUACACUUAAUCCGGCAAUAAUUAAUUUUAUUCUCUUAUCAUUAAUUACUAAUUAUCUUACAUUUGUUUGAGAUCACAAGGAUUGUGUUGUGCAAGCGUAAGAGAGAAGAGAAGAUGGAUAAAGAUAACGGUCUUUCUCUUUUUUUUUUUAAUGUCUUUGAAUAAGGCAGUUGGUAACGGUUAAUUUAUUAAGAUUUCUUAAAGCCAAGUCAUCUUCUCUCAUUUUGAACAUGUCUCAUGUAUUAAACUUUUCCUAUAUGUUCAUAUUUAUGUCUGUAAUUAUUUUGAUAGAGAUAAAGAGAAUUUGACAAUGUCGAGAGAAGAAGAAGAUGACGAAAAGAAGCUAUAUGGAUGUGCAAAGAAGUAUGAACAAAUUGUGAAACAGUUGAUCGAGAUUAUGAACCUAAGAAGCCGACCACCAAAGAGACGGAGACUAUCUUCUAGAUGCAAAGAGAGCAGCAGCAGUGCUACAACCCCUGCAUCCUCUAGUCAACCUGACAGCAACAAAGUAUUAGCAGAGACAGUAACGAAAUUUCUUCAUGAAUUGCAGGCUGAAACAGAUGCUGAUUGCUCCACAAGCACCAACAAAGACUCAUAACAUCUCUUUAGAAAAAGAAAAAAAUUCUGAUAGUUUGUUUCUUAUUGAUAUCUGUUCCAGCUCAAAAAACCAGCAAAUGCUAAAUCUUAAGAUUCAAGAAAUGUACAGAACCGAAUUUCUUCUAAAAUGUAAAAGUAUAUCAUUGAGCA